Molecule: messenger RNA, 918 nt
Organism: Triticum dicoccoides
Lineage: Eukaryota; Viridiplantae; Streptophyta; Magnoliopsida; Poales; Poaceae
Product: pollen allergen KBG 41-like
Exons: 1
Coding region: 1-813 (270 amino acids)
Source: RefSeq, a predicted model, not a curated record
AUGGCAGUGCAGCAAUGCACGGUGGCGCUAGUGGUGGCCGUCGCCCUCGUGGCAGGGCCAGCCGUCUCGUACGCCGCCGAAGCCGGCAACGCCCCGGCCGGGGCACAGCCCAAGGCCACGACCGAGGAGCAGAAGCUAAUUGAGAAGGCCAACAACGCCUUCAAGGCGGCCGUGGCUGCCGCAGCCGCAGCCCCUCCAGAGGACAAGGGCAAUAUAUUCGUGAAGACCUUCAGACAGAACAAUGGCAACUGGUCUCUCGAGGGGGUCACCGACGCGUCCAGCUCCACCGACAGUCUCAACACCAGGGUCACCUUCGCUAUGAUGAGGGCCUUUUGGGACACCAAGGGCGCUACCCCGGAGGCCAAGUACGACUCCUUCGUGGCUAUCUUCGGCGAGUCGCUCCGCAUCAUCGCCGGCAUCCUCGAGGUGCACGCCGUCAAGCCCGCUGCCGAGGAAGUCAAGGGCCCGAUCCCUGCCGGCGAGCUGAAGGCCAUCGGCCAGAUCGACGCCGCCUUCAGGACUGCAGCCACCGCCGCCGACGCUGCCCCGGCCAAGGACAGGUCCGCCGUCUUCGACUCCGCCUUCGACAAGGCCAUCAAGGAGACCACGGGCGGUGCAUCCGGGGGCUACAAAUACGUCCCCGCCCUCGAGUCCGCGGUCAAGGAGGCCUACGCCCCCACUAAUCCCAAAAACCCUAAGAUCAGGCUUAUGACCUAUGAGACCGCCAUGGUCGAGACCAUCUUCGCCAUGGCUGCCGCCGCCACCGCCGCCGCUCCCACUCCCGCCCCCGCUGCCGGUGGCCACAAAAGCUGAGCUAGUGAGCUCCCCGUACCUAUGCUGCAUAUGCAUACGUGCGUAUGUCAUGUGGCGGCAGCAUUUUUGAUCGACAAUCAAUAUCAAUUCUUGUUUUUCGUGUCA